AGGUCCUCAAGCCUGAGAAGGUAGAUAUGGAGAAUUGAAAGAAGGAAGAAGUGGGAGUUUUGUUUUGUCAAUGUACUAUUUUUUAUUUUGGUGAAUUAAGUCACAUAUGGAUCUUCUUUUUUACCUUGUUUUGGUUUCAACCCGUCCAGUUGGUGGCGGCAAUAAAACUUUUUAGGUGGUAGUCUGCCAUAAAACCCACAGAAGAAGAAGAGGCAGAAGAGUGGCACGCACGAUUGAGUGGAGGGGCCCGUUUUAAAGGGAAACCAAUGUUGAGGUUCGUGGUGGGAAUAGCGGGAUCUGGGACAGCUGCAGGCAUCGAGCGUCAUAAGACAAGCAGUGUGCCAUCCCCCUGUCUUCCUUUCAUGCCCCCCCCCAUGUCUGUCCUCCCUGCCUGUUAGUGUCCCCACCUUGUCCCCUCAUUGUCUGCCUUGUCCAGCCUGAAGCCCUCCUCUCCCUCAUGCUUUGAACAAAGACAGCACACUGUCAGUCCAAUGACUGCCUGGAUCGUCUUGCCUGUCAGCCUCUCUGCCUUCUCCAUCACAGGAAUAUGGAUAGUCUACGCCAUGGCUGUGAUGAAUCAUCACGUUUGUCCUGUGGAGAACUGGUCCUACAAUGUGACAUGUACAGAGGAGAUGGCCAGGCCAGGCUUCCCUAAGACAUGCUGCACCAUACAGGACAUCCCCCUCAUCAGUAAAUGUGGCUCCUUCCCCCCUGAGAGCUGUCUGUUCAGUCUGAUCGGGAACGUCGGAGGCUUCAUGGUGGUGAUGGUGUGCCUUCUGCGCUAUGCCCAGGUGAUUGAGCACAGCCACGGUUGCUGGAUUAACACCAAUGCCCUGUUGUCUGGCUGCACCAAUGCUGUAGGACUGGUCAUGGUGGGAAACUUCCAGGUUGACCAUGCCAAGUCUCUGCACUACGUUGGCGCGGGCGUGGCAUUCCCUGCGGGUCUGCUCUUCGUGUGCUUGCAGUGUGUUCUCACCUACCGGAUGGCCAUCACCGCCCUUGACUACUGGAUGGCACACGUCCGCGUAGCGCUGGCCGCAGGAGCCCUGGUCUCACUUGUCCUUAGUGGUAUCUUCUUCAUCCACGAGAGCUUUGUUCUUCAGCACGCAGCAGCCAUCUGCGAGUGGGUCUUCACCGUGGACAUCCUUGUCUUCUACGGCACCUUCACCUACGAGUUUGGCACGGUCACCAACGACACCAUGAUGGUCGGCCUGCAGCAGACCCACCACCACUCGGGGGUCAUGAUGGGCGGCACGGCCGGGGCCAUGUCGCUGGGCAUGGGAGCCAAGGGCCUAAAGUCCCCUGGAGGAAGCAGCACAUCCACCCAUCUCAACUGCACCCCAGAGAGCAUAGCCAUGUUGUAGCUCUGCAGGGGCCAAGGAGAUCACCACACUGCUGCAGAGGGGAACCACCACACAGGCAGCAGGAGUCGAUGAUGGCACUGGCCAGCCAGAGGGAGGAGACAAGACAUUGAAAAUCACAAGAUAUGAUUGACGCACCGGGUCGGUAUUGCUGUAUUGGGUUUUUGUGUUUUAAUAAGCCAUCCGCUUCUCCACUACGGUCGAAUUUCCUUCGCUUCAUCAGCAUAAAGGUACACUUACACAAAGAAUACAUAUCUGGGAUGAUGAGGGGCGAUGAUGCUGUGACUGUUUCCAAGAUGGCUACUGGCCUCUCUGCACUCUGACAUGAUACCUUCUUUCUUAAAGAUCAGUGUUUGAACAGUCACUGAGGCUUUUGCCAGUGUUCAUCCUUGUCAUGUUGGGAUGACAGACACAAAAUAAGGUUUAUUUUAUAUGCCAACUUUUGUUUUCUGCCACAUUUGACAGACUUCCUCUACCUGGCCAUGGCUUGUGGUGGGGCCCGGUCUCUCAUGCCAUUCAACUCUGCACGCUACAAUUUGAAUGAGAGAGUAGAGUGUGUCGUUGGAUUGACCAGACUGAGUUUUUUUUAAAUUUUGUCUGUACUCUGCCAAUGUUAAUGCAUCGUAAUAGAAAAUAUUGAAUGUUUGAGAAGUGGAACUAUAGAUUGUAUACUGUUAUGUACAUGACAGUUCAGCCUGGCCUCAGAGCAAUACGAAAUGUACUAAAUGUAUUUCUGAGCACCUCCAAGACGUAUGAUACCUACUAAUGGUUUAGUUACUUGACACAAACUAAAGUAGGGAGGUUGGUCAAAGAGGAUGGGUGGGCGUAACCCACGACAGACUAGCAAGCCAAAGGUUGCAUGUUUAGAAACGUCAGGGACAACUAUAGCAUUUUAGCUAACCCUGAUUGUAAACGUAUCCAAAUCCACCUAACCUUUGUCAUUUGUUCCCCUAACUGCCAAUGUUAAUUCUCCUUUGUUAUGGUGCAACAAGCAACCUGGUCUCAAAUAAAGAUGUGCAAUACUA
Messenger RNA from Oncorhynchus kisutch (coho salmon), 2386 nucleotides. RefSeq names its product transmembrane protein 150A. Lineage: Eukaryota; Metazoa; Chordata; Actinopteri; Salmoniformes; Salmonidae. Gene Ontology annotation, cellular component: plasma membrane. Bases 492 to 1364 code for a protein of 290 amino acids. Gene Ontology annotation, biological process: protein localization to plasma membrane. The record is from RefSeq and is a predicted model, not a curated record. The transcript is spliced from 8 exons.